Messenger RNA from Cutaneotrichosporon cavernicola, 1086 nucleotides. RefSeq lists its product as uncharacterized. The transcript is spliced from 2 exons. The record is from RefSeq and is a predicted model, not a curated record. Lineage: Eukaryota; Fungi; Basidiomycota; Tremellomycetes; Trichosporonales; Trichosporonaceae. Gene Ontology annotation, molecular function: oxidoreductase activity. The coding region runs from base 1 to 1086 and encodes 361 amino acids.
AUGACCACGACUGCCACCCUUCCCGCCACUCUGCCAGCCCUGUCGGUUCAAGAGCUGACGUUUGAGCCCUUCGCCCUGCCGGCGAGCAACCAACGCUCUCUCGGGGCCCCCCACCCGACGGCGCCAUAUCCCGUAUCCGCUCCCUCCAAUCCACCAACACGCUUACCUCGCUUGGCGAGACAUGGCGCCCUCCUGUUCCGCGACUUGCCCAUCACCUCGGCCCACGAUUUCAGCGCCUUUGCACACGCGUUCGGCUAUUCCCGCCAUGAGAUUGUCGGCAUCGUAGUCGAGAGGGCCGAGCUCGCGCCAAACGUCGCACCAGCUAAUGAGAGUCCCCCUCACGUCACAAUCUACAACCACAACGAGAGCCCGCAAGUACCCCAUGCCCCUGGGUAUAUCUUCUUCUAUUGCCACACAGCGCCCAAAGAGGGAGGGGAGACGCCCAUUUCAUCCAGUGCCGAGCUGUAUGCGCGGGCACGUAUCGAGAUCCCAGGACUGGUGGAGGAUCUGGAGCGACUCGGCGUCCUCUCCACCAUUCGAUAUCGGGAAGAGGCGCAGUAUCGGGGCGGGAGCACGCUGCACCAGGCAUUUGGGAAGGAGUGGGCAGAGGGUGACUCGGACGAGGUCAAGAGGCGAAAAGUAGAGGACCAGAUUCGACGAUACGGUCGUGGCAAGUAUACUUCCUGGACGUGGAGUGGGGGCGAACUCGAAGUGCGCCAUCACAUUCCUGUACUCCGCCAACAUGUCCACUUCCCGGUCCUGUUUACUCAGUUGGCUAGCGUAUAUGUCCGCACCCUUGCUGGCGAGGCGACGAGCCGGAUCACGACUCUGUCGUAUGGUGACGGCACGGCUAUCCCGACAGAGUAUUUGGCCAAACUCAAGGGCAUCACCGACGAUAUUCGGGUCCUCCAUCGCUGGGAGAAGGGCGAUGUGCUUGUUUACGACAACGUGGUUGCGCAACACGGGCGCGAACCCUGGAAAGGUGGGCAGGGGGACCGCGUCGUCCUCGCUAGUUUGUUUGAUGGGCCUAUUCCGGGACCGUAUGGCGGCGAAGAGUGGGAGCAGCUCGUGCCGUUGCGCGAUUAG